GCACUCGAAUGGGCUAUCUCAGCCAGACAGAUACGGCGCUCAAAUUUCAGAGCGAGUGUUCUAACGACCCUCGAGAGCUAUCACUCAGACGCUAGGAGUUCAGAGUGAGGGCGCAUUCAAGUGGUGAAUGACGACAAGGGGCUCGUGGGACUCCGGAAGCAAAUGUUUGGCUGGGCGGCGAACAGUGGACGCGAUGCACAUCAAGACACUAACCAUACAUGGGUUUAAGUCAUAUCGAGACCAGACCGCUAUUGAACCGUUCAGUUCCAGCCAUAACGCUGUAGUGGGACGUAAUGGAAGUGGGAAGAGCAACUUCUUUUCUGCGAUACGGUUCGUCCUGUCUGACGCGUAUACGUCCAUGUCGCGAGAGGAACGUGGAAGUCUGCUCCAUGAAGGAGUCUCUGUUACCACUACGCUUAGCGCAUACGUCGAGAUAAUCUUCGAUAACUCGGAUAAUCGAUUCCCAACUGGAAAAGAUGAGGUCAUAUUACGACGCACUAUUGGGCUGAAGAAAGAUGAAUACUCGUUAGAUAAGAAGAGUGCCACAAAAGCCGACGUCAUGAACUUGCUGGAGAGUGCUGGGUUCUCCAGAUCAAAUCCAUAUUACAUUGUGCCUCAAGGACGGAUAACGAGCUUAACCAAUGCAAAGGAUCAUGAGAGGCUCGCGCUCCUGAAGGAAGUUGCUGGUACAAAUGUGUACGAGAAUCGACGAGCCGAAUCACUUAAGUUGAUGGAGGAAACUGAAUCAAAAAGAAGCAAAAUCAAGGAAUCCUUAACUUUCAUCGAAGAGCGACUCCAAGAAUUGGAAGAAGAAAAGGAAGAACUGAAGGAGUACCAGGAAAAAGAUAAGGAACGUCGAUGUUUGGAGUAUGCCAUGUAUCAGCGAGAGCUCGGUGAAGUCGGGCAAAUGCUUGAGGAGAUCGAGAUAAAUAGGAGGAAGGAGAUCGAUGAUUCGAAUGAGAAGCGAAAUGAAUUUGCGGCACGAGAAAAGGAAAUUGAAGUUCUGAAGGAUCGGAUUUCGUCCUUGGAGUCUUCCCUAUCUGUUUUGGCCCUUUCGAAGCACGGGUUGACUAAUGAAAUGCAGGAUCUGUUAAAGGCGCGUACGGAGCUUGAGUGCAUCAUUGAAGACCUUGGUCAGGCGGGUCAGAAAGGGGCGGCACGAAAGAAGGGGCUCAAACGAGAGCUUAAUGAGGUGGAAAAGCAGAUUUCCGGGGUUGAAACUGAGUUAAUGGAGGUUGUUCCUGAGUGGGAAGAUCGCGUCGCAAAGGAGAAGGAGGCCCUUGCUAGUUUGGACCGUGCACAGGCCUCCUUAGAUACAUUAUACGCUAAACAAGGGCGUAUCUCCCGUUUCAAGUCUCGGACCGAACGUGACAUGUUUCUCAGAAAUGAAAUUGAUGCUAUCGCGGCGCACGAGAAGAGCCAGGCUCAAGUCAAAGCGAACAUGCAAACUGAGCUAACCAACACACUCAAGACAAUUGAUGAGCUUAUUCGCAAAGGCAAUGAAAUCGAGGAGAACCUGAACGAGCGGCGAGGCAAGUUGCAGGAAAUGCAGGAAGAAGUCAACAAUCUCCAGCAUAAUCUCCGCGAAAAGACAGAGCAGCGCAAGGAAAUGUGGCGUGAAGACGCGAAGCUAUCGCAACUCAAGAACAAUGCCCAGCAGCAGCUGCGGGAAGCGGAGCGGAAUCUAGCUAGUACGAUGGAUAAAGAAGUGGCUUAGCAGCCGUUGACUCCAUCGCCGAGCGACUCAGGCUUGAUGGCGUUUAUGGGCCUCUUUAUCGUUUAUUUGAAGUCCCAGAUUCCAACUA
Molecule: messenger RNA, 1805 nt
Organism: Cantharellus anzutake
Lineage: Eukaryota; Fungi; Basidiomycota; Agaricomycetes; Cantharellales; Hydnaceae
Product: RecF/RecN/SMC N terminal domain-containing protein
Exons: 12
Coding region: 128-1717 (529 amino acids)
Biological process (GO): mitotic sister chromatid cohesion
Molecular function (GO): ATP binding; ATP hydrolysis activity; cohesin loader activity
Source: RefSeq, a predicted model, not a curated record